AUGGCUUUUGGAAAUGGCCCACGAAGGGCGUACACAUUGCUCCCAGCCGAGGAGGAACACGAAUUCAUCUACACAUCGUCGAAGUGGCAGCGGUUGCCAUGUAUCAUCACCAUUCUCAUCAUCACAAAUGCCAUUUCGAUUCUUUCGACCUACUACUUCUGCAUCACUCGGGUGGUAUUUGCUCAAGAAGGCUCACUGGACUUACCAGGACUGGAGCGAGUGUAUACUGGACUAGAUCGGUCAACUUCAACCGUGCAAUUCAGCGAGUUUGGCGGCGCAAAGCCAAGUCGAUGGACAGCCGCGGCGAGUAGAGAAGUCGAUAUCGCGUGGAAAGAGCUGGGAGUCUCCGACCUUGGCUUUUACCUGCCCGAAGCAUUGGGACGCGAAAUCUUCAAUCUGGAUCGCAGGAAACAUGUGUAUUUCCCCAAGGGCCAUUUCAUGGACCCGGAGGAGGAAGCAUUUCCCCUCAUCGUCCAGGCGACUCAUGACUUGCACUGUUUGAACGAGUUGCGAAAGGGCUUGUACUACAACUACGACUACUAUCGUCAGUUUCAUAACGAUACGCUGGUAUCUCCUCAAUUUCGGAUCUGGCACUCCAAUCAUUGCAUCGACAAUAUCCGCGAACGUCUAAUGUGCACGGCAGACCUCGGCGUCAUUCCCAACAUUUGGAUCGGCCCCGACGAGACGACGAUUCAGUUUGGACGAGAGCAUAAAUGCCACAACUAUGACGCCGUGAUGCGAUGGCUCAAAUCUCGAGGUAUUCUCUCUGAUCCCACCAAGUACAUCAGAAGACCUGGAAUGGAAAUAUCCACCGCUCCGCCUGAUACCAUCCUGUCUGAUCCGAGAGAUUUUGGAAAAGAGGUGGUGUAG
Messenger RNA from Sphaerulina musiva SO2202, 870 nucleotides. RefSeq lists its product as uncharacterized. The record is from RefSeq and is a predicted model, not a curated record. The transcript has 4 exons. The coding region runs from base 1 to 870 and encodes 289 amino acids. Gene Ontology annotation, biological process: mycotoxin biosynthetic process. Lineage: Eukaryota; Fungi; Ascomycota; Dothideomycetes; Mycosphaerellales; Mycosphaerellaceae.